UGGCGAUUCCUGAGAUGUAUAUACACAGAGAUUAAAAGAGAAUACCCUCCCCGGGUUAUAUUUCAGAAGUUUUCCUGUUUUCUCCCCCGUUCUUUUCCCUUCUGGUUGUUGUACCGGACCCAAAAUUCGAUUUCUGGAUUUUGCGAUAUCGACAAGCUUACUAUAGCUGCCCCAGCCGAUAGUUCGGAAUUAGCGUCGCGUCGCGAAUUUGCCCGCCUUGGACUCGGAAGUUACGAAGUCGUCACCGAAGAGCGUAUAAGACCAGAGCAAGGCAGUGCGGAAGACAAGAUGGCGCCUCGACGCCGUGUAGUUUCCGAUUCCGAGUCCGAGUCUGAUGAACCCGCAGUCCCUUCGGUCCCUUCCAAUGAUGCGCUCGAAAAGGCUCUACGCGAGACCGUCGCGACAAUUUACAAAUCGGGGAAUAUGGAGGAAUUGACGGUGAAGCGGGUGCGCAUGGCGGCGGAGAAAUCCCUCGGGGUUGAGGAGGGCUUUUUCAAAGGAAGCAGCACUUGGAAGUCAAAGAGUGAUCAGAUCAUUAAGGAUGAAGUGGAGGUACAAGAUCAGCGGGCGCAAGAACCGGACUCAGAUGAAGAACCGGAGGAGCAGGCUCCUCCCGCGAAGGCUUCUUCUGCUAAAAGGACAAAACUCGACAAAACUGAGACAUCACGAAAGCGACGGAAAACGAGUACAGAACCGGAAGACCAGAGUGAAGACAGCGCGCCACUAGACGAUGAGAGUGAACAAGAAGUGUCGGAUGACGAGAAGGAUGUAGAGGACCAGAAGGAUGACGCCGCACCAUCGGAAGAGCCCGAGGAGCCAAAAAAUGACCGCGGAGAGGACUCGGAAAGUGAAAUGUCCGUGGUUCUUGACGAAGAGCCUAAGCCGACCCGACGGCGACAGAAAAGCGCCGGUACCAAAGCUUCAACCCAGACACGGAAGAAGACGACGGCCACAUCUAAAGCAAAGGACGCGGACCUUGACCCAGACCAAAAGAAGAUAAAGGAGUUGCAAGACUUGCUGGUAAAAUGCGGGAUCAGGAAAAUGUGGUGGCGACUGCUGGCUCCAUAUGAGACAUCUAAGGAGAAGAUCGGGCACCUUGAGGGCAUGCUCAGGGAGGCAGGAAUGACGGGGCCGUUGAAGGGAAAGGAAGCUGAAAGGAAAGCCUUGAAGAUCAGGGAAAGGCGUGAGCUUCAAGCUGACGUCGUCUCGUGCCAAGAGGAGGUAAAGAUAUAUGGCAAAGGCGGUGCCGACGAAGAGAGCGACAGCGGGCGACCAGGACGACGUUUAAACCGAGGCCGCAAACACCUUGCCUUCUUAGAAGAUGACGGCGAGGAGACGGAUUGA
This is a messenger RNA of Aspergillus nomiae NRRL 13137, 1344 nucleotides long. Its product is annotated as putative transcriptional regulator. The annotation marks the transcript as partial. The record is from RefSeq and is a predicted model, not a curated record. NCBI's taxonomy places the organism in Eukaryota, Fungi, Ascomycota, Eurotiomycetes, Eurotiales, Aspergillaceae. The transcript is spliced from 4 exons. Gene Ontology annotation, cellular component: nucleus.